This is a messenger RNA of Cladocopium goreaui, 2166 nucleotides long. NCBI's taxonomy places the organism in Eukaryota, Dinophyceae, Suessiales, Symbiodiniaceae. The record is from the annotation of a GenBank genome assembly.
GUAACUGCAGCUCAGAACAUUAGAGCAUUCCGAGAUCGAGCUCUUGAUGCUGUUGGGAGCUCCACAGUGCCAUGACACGGGCGACAUUGCAACUGCUGGCGACACCUGCCGUGGUAUCAGACAGAUGAUAGCGCCUUCAGCGCAGCAUGGAUGACUGCUAUUCAACUGGGAAGAGCUUGGUCAGCGGGAUUCAUGUCCAGAAGACCGUGGCCAUUAAGAACGUCCGGCUGGGAGUGCUGCAAUGCGUGCUCAAAGUUGCUGCUGGAAUAUGGGCCGUCAUCUUGAUGUUUUCGAUGCGUGCCUAUGACAGCUAUGCAGUUCCAUCUAUCAGCAUUUUAGAGGCCUGGCAGGAGCCACCGCUUUCGGUACCUACAGGUGAUCUAAUUUAUUGUACAAAUCCAGCUCACUUCCAUUAUGUUUUCAAUGAUGACUACAUCUACAACAUGUCAGGCUGCGAACAUUUACCCUUCGGUGAAGAGUACACCAAGCGGGGAAACAGCCUCUUCUUUCCGACUUCGAUUGAUGACGUUUAUGUGUGGACAUUUGGAGCAAAUGAAUGCGAUGCAUCGAAUGCUUCAGCGCAGGCCUUCUGCAAUGAGAAAGGUGGCAUGUUGAGAACCUUGGGCAUUGCGCAGAGUGGUGCUGCCUGUGAGUGCCUCCUACGCCAUUCCUUCUUUGCGGUUCAUCCGGAGGGUCGAAGGUUGUUCUUUUCGCACGGCUUUGAAGUGAGUAACCUUGGUGCCUUGGGCUACGGCCGCAUGCGUGGAAGUACCAGGCUGGACAAGAACCAGUACACCAACUUCGGCAACGGUAACUAUGGCGACCAUUGGCAGGACCUGCAUGACGAAGGCAUUUUGACCAUUAUUCAAGAUCAUUCAGGCAAAAGCUGCAGCCUAGGCGGCAGCUCCAGAUUCUCGCCAGCGGCCGCACGUCAGGGUAUUGGCGGAUUGCUUAGUGAAUGGAUGGCCUGCGCUGGAGUUGAUUUGCAGCUGGCAGAUGAGAAGAUUCGGAGUCGACAUCGGUUGGAACAGACUGCACCGGUAGCAAGAUUGACAGGUCUGGAGCUUCAUGUGCAACUCGUGGACUUUGUGGGUGUGGUUUGCUAUGCCCGCAUCUCUGCCAUACAACUUUGGAAUUCGGAGAACUCAGUGAGUUACACUCAGCUCUCCGGCGACAUGGGUCGGUCCUCUUACAGAUCAAGGCUACAGCGGGGCACAGAGUUCCGCUUUGUUGGUCAUGGACGUAUCGAAUUCUUAGAUUUUAUUCUCCUCACCACUGCAAUCUCGAACAUGUUCACUAUAAUGUCGAUCCCAGCCUUCUUGGUUGGACUUCUGGCAUUGUAUUGUUUGGGACCAUUGUCCAGCAUCUAUUUUGCUGCAGCAAAUACCAGUGUCAACGUGGCGGAUGACUGCAAAGCGGCUGUGACGCGUCUCAUCACCAGCGAGGCUGCGAUGAACAGCAUCGAUGCGAACAGUAUCGAUGCAAAAGGAAUCACUAAAGAUCACGUGAGAGAUUUUCUCGCGAGGCUUCUCAAGAAUCACAUUGGCCCUAAAUUGCGAAAACGGUUCAGGCUGUCUGAACAUAAUCAAGGAGAAGGAGACCUUCAGUCGGAGGAGCUAGAAAGAUUGGUGGAGUUCGUCAUGGAGAGCAUCCACAAAGAUGAUGAUGACAGCACGGUGGACGCAGAGAAAUAUUUGAAACUUCACCACCGAAAUGACCCGGUGCAGCUGGCAGAUAUCGUGCAUCUCUUCGAUUUGGGACGAGCUCAGGGCCCGCUGGAAUCUUUUUUCCAAGAUCGAGAGACAUUUCGUCGGCAUAACUUCGCCAAAGAGAAGGCUGCGCAGAAUGCGUAUGGAAGCAAAGUUUCUUCCAACGAUAAAGGAAGCCCAGCUCAGCAGACCUUGGAUGAAGGUAUUCCAACAUCUGUUGUGGUGAACACAUCCUUUCAGGUGGCUGAGCCCCAACUUGUCCGUCCGGCACGGGUAUGGAAAAAAGGCCAUUGUGCUGCGCUGCUGGCUAAGCGACAACUGGAAUGAAAUUCUGCCAGAUAUCCCUCAAUACCGAAUGAACAGAUAAUACCCAGGUAAUGCGACCAAUGCUUGUCGCUUACCGAAUCGUUAACGAAAUGACGUGCCCAAGGCAUAUUAAAUCUAUAAGUAAAAUAAA